AAGAUCGCCCACAUAUAGAGCCCAGGCUGUACACAGCCGGACUGCGAGUAGAAGCUCAUGUGAUCCAAGUGUAAUCUGUGCAGGCAAAGCAUAACAGCUAAGGCUGCACGGAAGAGUAGUAGAUGAUUACAUAAGUCAGAGGAUGAAUUCUUCUGUGUUAAAGUUUAUAUGGGCGGCAGCCUCUUUGCUAUGCUUGAGUGCAGCUCAUUUUGUCAGAAGCGAAACAAAGCCGAACAUUGUUAUUAUGCUCAUGGAUGACAUGGGUUGGGGUGACUUAGGUGUACUUGGUCAGCCAGCAAAAGAGACACCAAACCUUGAUAAGAUGGCUGCUGAUGGAAUGCUCUUUACAGAUUUCUAUAGUGCAAAUCCUCUUUGUUCUCCUUCUCGUGCUGCAUUACUCACUGGACGACUUCCUAUUCGAAAUGGAUUCUAUACAACUAAUGCUCAUGCUCGAAAUGGGUAUACACCACAGAACAUUGUUGGUGGAAUACAAGAUAAUGAAGAUCUGUUACCUGAGUUACUUAAAUCAGAAGGAUACUACAGUAAAAUAGUGGGCAAAUGGCACCUUGGCCAACAGCCACAGUACUUGCCACUAAAGCAUGGAUUUGAUGAAUGGUUUGGUGCUCCAAAUUGUCAUUUUGGUCCAUAUGACAAUAAAAAAACUCCAAACAUUCCAGUAUACAAGGAUGGCAAAAUGGUUGGCAGGUAUUAUCAGCAAUUUCCCAUUAACAGAAAGACUGGAGAAUCCAACUUAACUCAAAUAUACACUGAGGAAGCCCUUGAUUUUAUUGAAUUACAAUCUAAAGUUAAGAGGCCAUUUUUCUUGUAUUGGGCCCCAGAUGCUACCCAUGGUCCAGUGUAUGCCUCGUCAAAAUUCCUUGGAAAUAGCCAAAGAGGACUGUAUGGAGAUGCUGUACGAGAACUGGACGACAGUGUCGGAAGGAUUCUACGCAAACUGGAAGAUUUAGGAAUAUCUAAAAAUACAUUUGUGUUCUUUUCAUCUGAUAAUGGAGCUGCUAUGUACUCAAAAGAUCGAGGUGGCAGCAACGGUCCGUUUCUUUGUGGCAAGGAGACAACGUUCGAGGGUGGAAUGAGAGAACCGUCCAUAGCCUGGUGGCCAGGCAAGAUAGAAGCAGGCCAGGUUAGUCACCAGCUGGGCACACUAAUGGAUCUGUUUACAACAGCGUUAUCGCUAGCGGGAGCAAAGUCUCAGGCUAAGAAAUUGAUCGACGGAAUUGAUCUCAGCCAGGUUCUUUUUAAUCAGAGCGUUACAGCAAGACCUGUUUUUUUCUACCGUGGUAAUGAGAUGAUGGCAAUCAGAUAUGGCUUGUACAAGGCCCAUUAUUGGACUUGGUCUAAUAGCUGGGAAGAAUUCCAUGAAGGGGUCGACUUCUGUCCCGGUGAGAACGUGACAGGUGUUACAACUCAUGAACAAAUGAACUAUACAGCCUCUCCUGUUCUGUUUCAUUUGGGAAGAGACCCAGGGGAGAAAUAUCCCAUCAGAUCCACUGAGCAGGAAUACAAGGAUGUCAUGAUAACCAUAAGAAAACUGGUUUCAGUGCACAAGUCUAGUUUAGUGCCUGGCGAACCUCAGUUUAACCUCUGUGAUGAAGCUGUAAUGAACUGGGCGCCACCCGGAUGUGAGGAGAUCGACGAAUGCUAUAAAGGUCCAACAUCACAUCCCUACAAAUGCCCUUGGCCUCACUAAAUGGAAUACUAGUCCUUUUAUUUUUUUAGUUGGAAUUCAUGGAAGACAUCAUAUUUACGUAUUUUCCUACUUGUCAAAUUAUGCAAAUGAAGAAUUACAUGGCAGAUGAUUCUAAAAAUUUUCUUCGAAGAUGGAUAUUUUGAAUAAUACCGGAAUGGAAGAAUACUUAAUGACUCUUGAUUCACUGAUAGAUGUGGGCUCUCAUUCCCUCUCCGUCGAGAGCUUCAAGUUUAAAGUAAGCCUAACCCCUUCCCUCCCACCUUCUGGGCCAUUUAGAUAGUAUUCAGUAUAUUCGUUAUGAACAAGGAUUAAGAAGAAAAAGAGAAAAUAAAAACGGGUUGAAAACAG
Messenger RNA from Pocillopora damicornis (cauliflower coral), 2056 nucleotides. RefSeq names its product N-acetylgalactosamine-6-sulfatase. NCBI's taxonomy places the organism in Eukaryota, Metazoa, Cnidaria, Anthozoa, Scleractinia, Pocilloporidae. The record is from RefSeq and is a predicted model, not a curated record. Gene Ontology annotation, molecular function: N-acetylgalactosamine-6-sulfatase activity; arylsulfatase activity.